This is a messenger RNA of Malassezia vespertilionis, 381 nucleotides long. RefSeq lists its product as uncharacterized. Lineage: Eukaryota; Fungi; Basidiomycota; Malasseziomycetes; Malasseziales; Malasseziaceae. The transcript has 5 exons. The record is from RefSeq and is a predicted model, not a curated record. Gene Ontology annotation, molecular function: heme binding. Bases 1 to 381 code for a protein of 126 amino acids. Gene Ontology annotation, cellular component: intracellular membrane-bounded organelle; endoplasmic reticulum membrane.
AUGGCCCGCAAGAUUACGUUCGAAGAACUAUGCCAGCACAACAAACCCGAGGACCUCUGGCUCCUGAUUGACGGCAAAGUUUACGAUGUGACGGCCUUUUUGAGCGAGCAUCCUGGCGGCGACGAAGUGAUGGUUGUCGAGGCCGCCAAGGAUGCGACGGAUCCGUUCGAAGACGUGGGUCACUCGGAGGAUGCGAGGGAGCAGCUCGUGCCCAUGUACCUGGGCGAUCUCGUCGACAUGGAAAACGUGCCCAAGUCUGGCCGCGCUGCGUACGAGUCGGAGGAGAAGUCUGGGGCCGCAAACGCCCCCUUCCUUGUUCUUGCCGGCGUUGUCGCCGCUGCAGGCUACUUUGCCUACCAAAAGUUCGUUCUGAACAAGUAG